Messenger RNA from Vanrija pseudolonga, 970 nucleotides. RefSeq names its product Protein hob3 (gene hob3). The record is from RefSeq and is a predicted model, not a curated record. Lineage: Eukaryota; Fungi; Basidiomycota; Tremellomycetes; Trichosporonales; Trichosporonaceae. Gene Ontology annotation, biological process: endocytosis; actin cortical patch localization; plasma membrane tubulation. Gene Ontology annotation, cellular component: Rvs161p-Rvs167p complex; mating projection tip; medial cortex. The transcript has 9 exons. Gene Ontology annotation, molecular function: lipid binding; protein binding. The coding region runs from base 86 to 874 and encodes 262 amino acids.
GUCUCCACUCUCACAACUCGCAUCGAUCUAAUCCAACAACCUCGACCUACCUCGACACAGCCAGGCGGGAUAGAAUUCGAUAACCAUGUCUUGGUGCGUAUUCAAGAAGGCUGCGUCCCGUGCGGGCACGCAGCUCAUGCAGAAGACUGGACAGGUCGAGAAGACUGUCGACCACGACUUCCAGGAGCAGGAGUCCAAGUACCGGACAAUGGAGAAGGAGUGCACCAGCCUGCAAAAGGACGCAAAGACGUACCUUGAUGCCAUUCGCACCAUGGCCUCGUCGCAAGGUCGUAUCGCCGAGACCAUCUCGCUCUUCUACACCGCCGACAAGUCGAGUGAAGGAGCGAUGGCUGGUCACGCCUACAAGGCGUCGGUCGACGAGCUCGACAAUGUUGUCAACCGUGACUUGGAUGGUCCUCUUCGCGCCACUGUCCUCGAGCCAGUCGGCAAGCUCAACAGCUACUUCAGCAAUGUCAACUCUGCGAUUGACAAGCGCAACCACAAGCUGAUCGACUACGACUCAACGCGGGCAAAGGUCCGAAAGCUCGUCGAGAAGCCCGCCGACGACACGACAAAGCUGCCCAAGGCGCAGCAGGAGCACGACGAGGCGCGCGAAAUCUACGAGUUACUCAACAACCAGCUGAUCGAGGAGCUUCCCCAACUCGUCGAGCUCCGUAUCCCCUACCUGGAGCCAUCGUUCGAGGCCAUGGUCCGCUGCCAGCUGCGUUUCGCCGAGGAGGGCUACGAGAAGCUGUCAGGUGUCCAGAGGUACUUCAACGACAACAUUCGCGACGACUACGCCAACGGCCAGCUGGAUGCGCAGGUUGAGGGUGUGCUUGGAGAGAUGAAGGAGCUCGCCAUCUACGGCGCUUAGAAGCCUGCUAGAUGAGCUGUGCGACGCCACAUCCGUCGAGGUAUCAGGAUGUUGUAUUCAUGAGAAGCUAUACAAGAGAUGAGCGUUUAAAGAUGG